This is a messenger RNA of Arvicanthis niloticus (Nile rat), 1796 nucleotides long. NCBI's taxonomy places the organism in Eukaryota, Metazoa, Chordata, Mammalia, Rodentia, Muridae. The record is from RefSeq and is a predicted model, not a curated record.
CCCGGAGCUCAGAGUAGUUUCUCCCAGCGACCCGGGCUCCAGCCUGCGCCGGGUUCAAGCCGAAGAUCAUGAACCGCAGCCGCCAAGUGACCUGCGUGGCCUGGGUCCGCCGCGGCGUGGCCAAAGAGACACCAGACAAGGUAGAGCUAAGUAAAGAGGAAGUGAAACGUCUCAUUACUGAAGCAAAAGAAAAAUUACAAGAAGAAGGUGGAAGUGAGGAGGAGGAGUCAGGCAGUCCUUCAGAAGAUGGCAUGCAGAGUGCCGGGACCCAGGCACAGCCUGGGGAGCCCCUGGAGGAUGGGGACCCACAAGAGGACCGCACACUAGAUGAUGACGAGCUGGCAGAAUAUGACUUAGAUAACUAUGACGAAGAGGACAGCCCAGAUGCUGAGACCAUUGGUGAAUCUCUGUUGGGUCUUACAGUCUAUGGCAGUAAUGAUCAGGACCCAUAUGUCACCCUGAAGGACACGGAACAAUAUGAACAUGAAGAUUUCUUGAUUAAGCCGACUGACAACCUCAUCGUUUGUGGCCGUGCCGAGCAAGACCAGUGCAAUUUAGAGGUACACGUCUACAAUCAAGAAGAGGAGUCUUUCUAUGUCCACCAUGACAUACUCCUGUCUGCAUACCCUCUGAGUGUGGAAUGGCUGAAUUUUGAUCCUAGCCCAGAUGCAUCUACUGGAAAUUACGUUGCUGUGGGAAACAUGACCCCUGUCAUUGAGGUGUGGGACCUGGAUAUCGUGGACUCUCUAGAACCAGUCUUCACACUGGGAAGCAAGCUUUCCAAAAAGAAGAAGAAGAAAGGGAAGAAGGGCUCCUCAGCAGAAGGACAUACUGAUGCUGUCCUGGACCUUUCCUGGAAUAAGUCAGUCAGAAAUGUGCUGGCAAGCGCCUCAGCAGACAGCACUGUGAUUCUCUGGGACCUGUCUGUGGGGAAGUCAGCAGCCAGGCUCACUGCUCAUACAGACAAGGUUCAGACUCUGCAGUUUCAUCCGUUUGAGGCACAGACUCUGAUUUCUGGGUCCUAUGACAAAUCGGUGGCUCUGUAUGACUGCAGAGAUCCCAGCCAGAACCACCGCCUAUGGCGGUUCAGUGGGCAGAUCGAGAGAGUGACCUGGAACCACUUCUCACCGUGUCAUUUCUUGGCCAGUACAGAUGAUGGCUUUGUAUAUAAUCUGGAUGCACGCUCAAAUAAGCCAAUUUUUACACUUAAUGCACACAAUGAUGAAAUCUCUGGUCUUGAUCUGAGCAGUCAGGUCAAAGGCUGCCUUGUGACUGCGUCAGCAGACAAAUUUGUGAAGAUCUGGGACAUCUUAGGAGACAGGCCAAGUCUCGUUCACUCUAGAGACAUGAAAAUGGGAGUUCUCUUUUGUUCUUCAUGCUGUCCUGACUUGCCAUUUGUUUAUGCCUUUGGAGGACAGAAAGAAGGGCUUCGGGUUUGGGACAUAAGCACUGUCUCUUCAGUAAACGAAGCGUUUGGCAGACGGGAGAGACUGGUUCUUGGCAGCACAAAAGGUUUAUCUGUCAGGGGCCCCUGUGGGAGCAGGAGCCCACAGACACCAAUGGAGUCCUGACAAAAGCCACAGUUUCCUGGUGUUCUUACCUUAACUCGGUUUCAAAAAACUGGCCUAAAAAUGUUCACGCGCACCUACAACCAUAGAUGGAAACUCAGCUCCUGUUGCCGUUCCUCUCCACAGCCUUGAUGGCAGCCUGCAACCUUUGGGCUGCCUUCAACUGGAUACUGUACAGAGUUCUUGCAUUUCUUGAAAAUAAAGUUUUUUUAAAAAUGAUUCCUUAAA